AUGCGGUCGAAUUUGACUCCAUUUUCAACAGGUCACUGCGAGCUUGGGCCUGGGGAACUGAAGAGUUCUCCCACCAACUUGAGUGAAUUGGGUCGACACAACAUUGUUGAUAUCGAUCUUUGGACCGUGGAUAAGUUUAUUAGCAUGCUAAGCGAUAAAAAGUCAGGAUUUUUCUCCCAUCUCGGGUCGACCAAUUGGGAUACCUUUGGGAUGCGCCGUGGGCAUGUUGCUUUCUUGCACCUGGACGCCGCGGACAUGAUUGGUCAUUCACUCAAGCCUGGCUCACCAGAAUACCGCAAUUUAGUGCAUCAUCUGGAUUCUCUGAUUGCCCAAGUAACUGCUGAGGUCAAUCGUGCUUCUGCUGGGCUAGAUGUUCGAGUCGCAUUUAUCUUAACCGCAGACCAUGGGAUGACUGAUUGGGGUAGCCACGGAGCAGGUUCCUUGCACGAAACUGUAACUCCUCUCCUCGCUUGGGGCGCUGGCAUAAGGGGCCCUGUGGCUCUAGAACCGCCGUUUCCGUCUGUGCCUGACACGGAUAAGUAUGGCAUUCCCUUGCACAAUCACGGACGCGUACGCAGGGAAAUCGAACAGGCCGACUUGUGCCCGCUAAUGGCCAGUCUUCUCGGGGUUCCAGUCCCUGCGAACUCUGUAGGGCGCGUUCCAAUUUCACUUUUGGCAGUGAAUCAGUCAAUCAAGGCACAUCUUGUGCGGGCCAAUUGUUUACACUUGAUAGCCCAACUUCGAAUCAAACGGAAGCAAGUCAUUGAUUCCCACUUCAGCCUGUUCUUUCGGGAGUUCCAUUUCUGCAUCGGAGCGACCUUCCUCCUUUGGAGUCUGAUCGUCUUGUGUUCUGCCAUUGGUCCAUCUGCAUCCGAUAUCGAAUCGCAUUCCGAGUGCCUUACAAUGUUGCUGGUUGUUCUUAUCGGUACAAGCUCCAUGUUUGUUCGGUCUUCUGCUGUUCGCCACUACGUGUACCAGACGAUUCCGUUGCUUAUGUUUCUGCAUAUCUUCUGUUCGUCCACUCGCCGAGGACGCUUAUCCAAGCUGGUCCGCAUUUUGUGUUCGUUGAUUCAGCCCACCUAUCGGUCGAAUGGUGGACAUCUCAACACUACCCGUCGCAUCGCUUUGGAGAAGCCUGUGUUUAUCAUAUCAUCUCUAGCCCUACUGGAGUUGCUCAUACUUGGCUUCUCUCGACGUCCCCUGUUGUCUCUGGCUUGUCUUCUCUUGGCGUUUUGGCCAUUUCUCGAUGAAUCUUUUGGGACGGGCCGUCGGGAUCUUUGCCGCCUCUGGGUCCUCACUUGCGGCACUCUGGCUGUGUUCCCUCAGCUCCCCCUAAUUGGUACCUGGUUCAACUCGCUUUUUGUUUGCCUGAGCGGCCUUUGCGUCACUCCCCUGUGUUUCCUUUACCUUCGUUGGCUCUGUGACCCAACCGAUGGCCUGGCUAUCCAAAAUGCAAAAGGUAUCACGCGAAGUCUUUCGCCUCUCGGUAUCUUCCUUAUUUUCAUGGUUGGACUAUCGAGUUGCCUCGUCGGGAUUGUUCACUCAAGCUGGGGUUUCCUGCCAUGUGUGAGAGUAAUCAUUCGCUUUCUUGGCUGGAGCACACUGAUCUCUCUUCCCGUGAUCGUCUUCUUGUGGUGUCCUCCUCGACUGGGAAUGCGGGUCUUUUGCUGGUUUUCCGCGCUCCUCACAUUGAACGUGCUGUUGAGCACCGGCUAUGAACCUAUCUUUUUCAUCGUUUUCGCCACCGUUGGUCUGUUGUGGAUACAACUGGAGACACAAGGGAUGCAUUCAUCUUACCUCUGGUCGUCAAACAUCCUUUUGGCCGAACCGUUUAGCGGUAUUUUCCUGGCUCUCGAAUGCGAAUCUGUGUUGCGCAGGAAUGUUCGUCAGUCGCUGUUCUUUAUAUCCCUGCUGGUGAUUUCAUUCUUUGGCACAGGUAAUAUUGCCAGUCUGAAUAGUUUUGAUCCCCGAUCAACAUACGUUUUCGUCUCGAGAUUGAAACCGGCGCAGAUGGCUCCGUUUCUUCUUAUAAAAGUUCUUUGUCCCAUGCUUUACCUCGGAGUUGCUUACGGAGCAGUACAAUGGAGCAAUGACCACUUCGUGCAACCGAAGCUGUAUAGGCCUUCAGCUGUCAUCCAGACCGGAUUGUGUACCGCUAUGUCCAACUUCGUUGCUGUGCACUUCUUUGUCUGGUUACGGGACGAAGGCAGUUGGUUAGAUAUUGGAACCAGCAUCAGUCAUUACGUGAUCGCUAUGACGAUCGGAUUGGUUGCUUAUCUCUUUGGUUUCCUUGGGCGUCACAUGCUCACCUUUCGCUUGCACCCUCGUUUCGUUGUUACGCCCAUCAGAAAACACAUUUGA
Dicrocoelium dendriticum is the source of this 2361-nucleotide messenger RNA. The record is from the annotation of a GenBank genome assembly. Lineage: Eukaryota; Metazoa; Platyhelminthes; Trematoda; Plagiorchiida; Dicrocoeliidae.